AAACACGACGUGACUAAACCUAUUCAACUCCCAAGUCUUAAUAAGGUUACAACGACACUGAAAGAAGGUGAAGUGCUUAAUACGACGCGAAGAGGUGAAGAACUCCAUCCAACAAAACAGAAAAUUAAAUUUGGUUCACCGAUAGUGAUUGGUAGUAAAGACAUUGAAACACACAAGAAACCACUAAAACGACCUUUGAAAAAGUCAAAGAAAAAAACGAAGAAAAUUUGUAUGGAAGAGGAGUACUCAGACGACGAGUCUGAGUUACAGAACGAACAAUUGUAUAACAAAAGAGAUCAUUUUUGUUUUAAUGAGACUAUGAAAAGAAACAACGAAUUGCAAAACGAAGGAAUUGAUUUAACAAUGGCGGCGCAAUAUAAGAAGGCGUACAACUUUUUAAAAGAUUUACUGUUGAAAAUGGGAUUUAAAAUUACUCAAAAUGAAGCCAUCAAUUUGGCAUAUAAAACUAUACUCUGUUUCAUUCGAUUUGGAGAUUUGGUCGAAAGAUACGACGUUACCGAACUCAACGUGUUUCCAAGCGACGUUUUUAAGAAGAAAGUUGUUAUUCCCUUCUUUCAGUGGAAAGAAAUACCAAAUGAUAUAAAGACAAACUUGGCGUUUUACAAAAGGGUCUCGACCUUUUUGGAAAAUGCCAAAAAUGGGAUGGUGGAGUUGCCACAAAAGUUGGAGCGGUGGUAUAUGUUCAACAGAUGGUCUUUUUGCGACGAUUUGAGACUCUUAUUUGAAAUUGAAAAAUGUGGGGUUGGGGCGUAUGCUAUGUAUAUUGAAAACCCGAUCAUAAGACUCACGUUGGCUGUGGCGUAUCGAUUUCUGAACGACGAACAAAUGGCUGGGUUUUGUGCUCGAAGAGUCGAAGAGCUCAUGAAAAUUAUAUGA
Molecule: messenger RNA, 897 nt
Organism: Entamoeba invadens IP1
Lineage: Eukaryota; Evosea; Mastigamoebida; Endamoebidae
Exons: 2
Source: RefSeq, a predicted model, not a curated record